Molecule: messenger RNA, 3551 nt
Organism: Ochotona curzoniae (black-lipped pika)
Lineage: Eukaryota; Metazoa; Chordata; Mammalia; Lagomorpha; Ochotonidae
Gene: KCNH8
Product: potassium voltage-gated channel subfamily H member 8
Exons: 16
Coding region: 231-3551 (1106 amino acids)
Biological process (GO): potassium ion transmembrane transport; regulation of membrane potential
Cellular component (GO): membrane
Molecular function (GO): voltage-gated potassium channel activity
Source: RefSeq, a predicted model, not a curated record
GGAGGUGCGGGGCGGGCUCGGAGCGCACUCUCAGGGCUGCUCCCGCCACCGUGGUGGCUGCCACGCGCCCCUCUGCUGCCAUUCCUUUCCUUGUACCUCCCGGCCCCGGCACCGCGCCAGACCCCUUCCACGGCUGUCAGCAGGUUCUCCUCUCUCCCUUCUGAGCGCUUUCCUUUCCAACCAUCCUCCGGGACAAACUUUGAUGGAGAAUUUCACACCAAGCUGGAAAAAUGCCGGUCAUGAAAGGAUUACUGGCGCCUCAGAACACCUUUUUGGACACCAUUGCCACCCGUUUUGAUGGAACACACAGCAACUUCAUCCUUGCCAAUGCUCAGGUGGCUAAAGGUUUUCCCAUUGUGUACUGCUCUGAUGGCUUCUGCGAGCUGGCUGGAUUUGCCCGGACUGAAGUCAUGCAAAAGAGUUGCAGCUGCAAGUUCUUAUUUGGCAUUGAAACUAAUGAACAACUGAUGCUUCAAAUAGAAAAGUCACUGGAGGAAAAAACAGAAUUCAAGGGAGAAAUUAUGUUCUACAAGAAGAAUGGGUCUCCAUUUUGGUGUCUUUUGGAUAUUGUUCCUAUAAAGAAUGAGAAAGGAGAUGUGGUUCUUUUUCUGGCCUCAUUCAAGGAUAUAACAGAUACGAAAGUGAAGCUUACUCCUGAAGAGAAAAAAGAAGACAAAGCCAAAGGAAGAUCGAGAGCAGGGACCCAUUUUGAUUCAGCUCGGAGACGGAGUCGAGCAGUGCUUUAUCACAUCUCUGGACAUCUGCAAAGAAGAGAAAAGAACAAAUUGAAAAUAAAUAAUAACGUUUUCGUAGACAAAACCGCAUUUCCGGAGUACAAAGUUUCUGAUGCAAAGAAGUCCAAAUUCAUACUUUUGCAUUUUAGCACUUUUAAAGCUGGCUGGGACUGGCUGAUUUUGUUGGCAACGUUUUAUGUUGCCGUGACUGUACCUUACAACGUGUGCUUUAUUGGUAACGAUGAGCUGUCCACGACCCGAAGCACCACGGUCAGUGACAUCGCGGUGGAGAUUCUUUUCAUUAUAGAUAUUAUUUUAAAUUUCCGAACAACCUAUGUCAGCAAGUCUGGCCAAGUGAUCUUUGAAGCAAGAUCAAUUUGCAUCCACUAUGUGACAACUUGGUUCAUCAUUGAUUUAAUCGCUGCCCUGCCUUUUGACCUCCUGUAUGCGUUCAACGUCACAGUGGUGUCUCUUGUGCAUCUCCUAAAGACUGUACGGUUGCUGCGUCUUCUGCGUCUCCUGCAGAAACUGGACCGUUAUUCCCAACACAGCACGGUCGUCCUGACUCUGCUCAUGUCUGUGUUUGCUCUGCUUGCACACUGGAUGGCGUGUAUCUGGUAUGUCAUUGGGAAAAUGGAGCGGGAAGACAACAGCCUUCUCAAGUGGGAAGUUGGUUGGCUCCACGAGUUGGGAAAGAGACUGGAAUCUCCUUACUACGGGAACAACACUUUGGGGGGCCCGUCUAUCCGGAGCGCCUACAUCGCUGCUCUGUACUUCACCCUCAGCAGCCUCACCAGCGUCGGCUUUGGCAACGUCUCUGCCAACACAGAUGCCGAGAAGAUCUUCUCCAUCUGCACCAUGCUGAUCGGCGCCCUGAUGCACGCCUUGGUGUUUGGAAAUGUGACAGCCAUAAUACAGAGGAUGUACUCCAGGUGGUCUCUCUACCACACCAGAACGAAGGAUCUCAAGGACUUCAUCCGUGUCCACCACCUGCCACAGCAGCUCAAACAGAGGAUGCUCGAGUAUUUCCAGACCACCUGGUCUGUCAACAAUGGGAUAGAUUCAAACGAGCUUCUCAAAGACUUUCCUGAUGAACUGCGCUCUGACAUCACCAUGCACCUGAACAAGGAGAUCUUGCAGCUGUCCCUUUUCGAGUGUGCCAGCCGGGGUUGCCUUAGGUCUCUGUCUCUGCACAUCAAAACCUCCUUCUGCGCCCCAGGGGAGUAUCUGCUGCGCCAAGGGGAUGCAUUGCAGGCCAUCUACUUCGUAUGCUCUGGCUCCAUGGAAGUUCUGAAAGACAGCAUGGUGCUGGCAAUUCUUGGGAAGGGGGACUUAAUUGGAGCCAAUUUAUCAAUUAAGGACCAAGUGAUCAAGACCAACGCAGAUGUAAAAGCGUUAACCUACUGUGAUCUUCAGUGCAUCAUCCUCAAAGGGCUCUUUGAAGUGCUCGACCUUUAUCCAGAAUACGCUCACAAAUUCGUGGAAGACAUCCAGCACGACCUCACGUAUAACCUCCGGGAAGGUCAUGAGAGUGAUGUGAUAACAAGAUUAUCAAACAAAUCUACAGUCCAACAGUCAGAGCCCAAGGGAAAUGGCAGCAUCAAGAAGAGACUGCCAUCCAUCGUAGAAGAUGAAGAAGAGGAAGAGGACGGGGAGGAAGAAGAAACAGCAUCCCUCUCUCCCAUCUACACAAAGGGAUCUUCCUCCUCUCGCAGCAAGAAAGUCGGAAGCAGCAAAGGUUACCUGGGACUAAGCUUAAAGCAGCUGGCCUCAGGAACAGUGCCAUUUCAUUCACCUAUCAGAGUCUCCAGUUCAAAUUCUCCCAAAACCAAGCAAGAGGCUGACACUCCUAACCAUGGGAAAAGGAAAGAGAAAAACUUAAAAUUACAGCUUUCAACUUUGAAUAGUGUUGGGCCCCCAGACCUCAGUCCAAGGAUUGUUGAUGGGAUUGAAGAUGGAAACAGCAGUGAAGAAAGUCAGACUUUUGACUUCGGCUCUGAACGAAUCAAAUCAGAACCAAGGCUGUCUCCUCCAACUGGGGACCCAGAGAUUGGAGCUGCUGUUCUCUUCAUCAAAGCAGAGGAGACCAAGCAGCAAAUAAACAAACUCAACAGGGAGGUAACAACAUUGACUCAGGAAGUCUCCCAGUUAGGCAAAGAUAUGAAGAAUGUGAUGCAACUUCUGGAAAAUGUUCUGUCACCCCAGCCACCAUCCCAGCGUUGCUCUCUACACGCCACCACUGUGUGCCCCUCCAGGGAGAGCUUGCAGACCAGGAUGAGCUGGAGCGCACACCAGCCUUGUCUGCACUUGCAAGCAGCUGGAGCUGCUUAUCCCCAAGCACAACUUUGCGGUGGCAAUGUCACCUCAGACAUUUGGAGUGUGGAACCCUCUUUGGGAAGCAGCCCCCAACAAACUGGAGCUCAUGGACCAAACCCUGCAGACAGUGAACUCUGUCAUUCUCCAAACCUUGAGUAUUCACCUUCCCACUACCAGGUUGUGCAAGAAGGUCAUUUGCAAUUUUUAAGGUGCCUCUCUCCACAUUCAGACACAACACUGACGCCCCUGCAGUCCAUUUCGGCCACUCUCUCAUCCUCUGUCUGCUCUUCUUCACAAACGUCCUUGCAGCUGGUCCUCCCAAGCACAUCAGAGGAAGGCAGUUUUGGUCAGGGAGUUGUUGGCUCCCUCAGUCUGGAAAACUUACCAAGAUCCUGGGACCGAGAAGGAAUGGCAUCCAUCUCUACCAAACCCUUGGAGAACUUUCCCGUGGAAGUCGUUACAAGCACAGCAGAAGCGAAAAAUAAAGCCAUGAACGUAUGA